This is a messenger RNA of Camellia sinensis, 2778 nucleotides long. Lineage: Eukaryota; Viridiplantae; Streptophyta; Magnoliopsida; Ericales; Theaceae. The record is from RefSeq and is a predicted model, not a curated record.
UGACAACUGAGAAUAUGGGGUCGACAGUUGGGUUGAACAUUUUCUUGUUUUGACAGGCUUAUGAUGAUAUCUCAAAGGAGAUACCAGAUCUUGAUGCCAUAAAGCCUGAAGAUUGGGAUGAUGAAGAAGAUAGUCAGUGGACACCCCCAACAAUGCUUAAUCCAGACUACAAGGGUCCAUGGAAGGCAAAGAUUUGUGGAAUUUCUACGUUAAAUUUAUGUAACUGUUGUCAUUGGAAACCACUGAUUUAUAACUAAGUUCAAAGGUGACGAUGAUAUCUAUGUUUUCCCGAAGUUGAAGUACGUGGGCAUUAAAUUGUGAGAACUUUUGAGACCCAUGAGGAGAGGUCCGUGUCAUUUGCCAGUACUGAUGAGUCUAGUUGUGAUUUUGGUAAUAUUUGGAAAGCUCACCGUAACUGUUUCAAAACUUUGCACACAAAGCUUAGGUGAGACCAGGAGCAACUCCGGGAAUGAGGCAAAAGAGUUAUAUGAGGAAACCUUGACUCGCGCCUAAGGUCACGUGUCCGUCAUCACCAAAGUUUCCUCGGCUUGGGAACUUGGGUACAAGAGGGGAAGGUCAUGCAAUGAGCACCCCCGCUCGCCCGAUCCGGAGGAGUACGACCCGCAGGAGCAUAUUCUACCUCCUAGCACCUUCCACAACUUCAUGGACUUUGUAUGUCGGGCGUCCGCAGACCUGCUGCUUUGGGAGCUGGAGUCCCAUCUAUCUCAUCGCGUGCAUGAGGUAUCCUCCCGUUUCACACGGGGUUAUGGAUCGAUCAUUGCGAGGGAGUGGUAUAUGGAGCUCCCAGACAUUGUCCGACAUAUUGUGGACGAGGCUGGGUUUGGCCCAUUCUGUGCGGGAUUGUCGCGUCAUCCAGUGAGCAGGACCCUCUUGGGCGCACUUGUAGAGGGAUGGUGGGACACCACCAACUCUUUCCAUUUUUCAACCAUCGGGGACAUGACGAUGACCCCAUAUGAAUUCUCCAUGCUGACGGGCCUUGACGUGGCAGGCUGGCCGAUCCCAUACGAUGUAGAUAUGGGUGAGUGGGAGGCCACUUGGAUUUAUCUGCUCGGAGCCCGUUCGCUGAUCGACAGAUCAUCAGGCAGGGUCAGGUACACCUGGUUCUCCGAGCGGUACAUGAGGACUACGCCCAUGACCAUUGAGGCCAUACAACAGUAUGCCCCGGGAUUUUUGAUGUUCCUCAUCGGGACCACUCUAUUCUCCGACAGGGGGAACACAGUCGGGCUUUACCUUCUAAGUGCCCUGGUGGACCUAUCACAGGUCAGUCAGUAUAAUUGGGGUGGCGCUGGCCUCGCUACCCUUUACUGCUAUAUGAGCGCGACCUCCCGAGAGCGGGGGGCCAUAGUAGGUGGCUACUGGCGAGCCUGGGAGUUGUGGGUUUACGCGUACUUCCGGCCAUUAGCCCCUGAGCUCGAGGUCGAGGCACCUCUUGCGAUCCCCUACUCACGCAGAUUUGAGGGUCGGUACUGGCCUAGGCCUCAGGAGACUCAGCUCUACCUUCGGCAAUUCUUCGAUACUAUACGGGCAACGGAAGUGAUCCAGAACUCUUAGUUCUUCAUGCUUUCAGCUUUGAUUCAUCUUGCAUAUUUAUGACAUCUAAUCAAUUUAUGCACUUGUUACCUGCAGGUGACCUGGCAGCCUUGGAUCGACAUGCCAGGGAAUCCUCGAUUUUUGUUUGCUGGGGCAUGGGGCUCCUCCCAAUGUAGGGUCUUGUUUGAGGAGCCGGUCGGUAGGGCUUGGUUUCUCGGAGAGCGUUUCAUGCGCCAGACGAUGGGCAACUCCAAUCAGGACGUCCCUUCACUGCCUCCACCAGAGAUGCGGUCCGCAGGAGGUCUCACACCCCGGAAGGCGGAGGACCUUAUAUUGGGUAUUGACGCGAUCCUUUUCGUGGAGGGGGAUUACGCGACAUAUCGCCAUACGUACCUGAUGCCUCCGCUGCCAGGUGUCCGUACCCCCAGGAGGAGAGUUACUGACAUGCCUUCCUCAAGUCGUGCCCGAGCCGGAGACAUUCUUUCAUAGCAGCGGGGCAGGCACAUCGAGAGCCAGGAUUGGAGGGAUGCCCUCGACUUGGCAGUAUGCUGGAUGACUAGAUCUUCCGACCGAGCUGACAGGCUGGCAGUAUGGGACUUCUUACCCGAUUCCACUGGAGCCUCCGAUGCCCGACCAUCGAUACGUCAGUGACCUUGACUCACCACCACCUCCCAAGGAGUAUACUGAGGGCUUACUCGGAGUGGUGGCCUCACUCGAGAGUAUGGUUCUGUAAAGGGAGACGCUGCUAUAUGCCUCCGGCGUUUGGGUCCCACCUCUACAAACUGGGCCAUCCAGGCCUUCUUGAGCGGCUAGGAGAGGAGUCUCAGCAUGUGGCCUGAGGGGACGCAGAGCACCUGUUAGACAGGAUGACAAGUCUAGCGAGGAGGAGGAGUCAGCACAUCCACAGUCAGAGACAUCUGCAGGCAGGGAUGACGGCUCUGGUUCCAGUUCUGAGGGCGGAGGUGACGCCGAGGAGGAUUCCGAGGACGGUGACUCCGAUUUAGAUGAAGGUGCCGGUGCCGGUGGCGCAGAGGCUACUCAGCCGAAGAGGGUGAAGAGGGCCUCUCGGUCUUGAGCUUGAUAGCACUGAUGCAGAUAUUCCUGCAUUAUUUUUCUUUUGACAUGUAGUUGUAGCACAUUGUACAGCUUAGGCAGUUUUAUUUUCUUCAAAACUUGUACCCUGUUGUAAAAUGUUGUAAAAAGGAAACAUAAUGGAAUGGAAACGAC